This is a messenger RNA of Galeopterus variegatus (Sunda flying lemur), 2708 nucleotides long. It is a transcript of the gene PAM, whose product is annotated as peptidylglycine alpha-amidating monooxygenase. Gene Ontology annotation, cellular component: extracellular region. The annotation marks the transcript as partial. Gene Ontology annotation, molecular function: protein binding; peptidylglycine monooxygenase activity. The record is from RefSeq and is a predicted model, not a curated record. Lineage: Eukaryota; Metazoa; Chordata; Mammalia; Dermoptera; Cynocephalidae. The transcript has 12 exons.
GUGAUUUCUAUUCACUACUUUCCAAGCUGCUAGGAGAAAGGGAAGAUGUUGUUCAUGUGCACAAGUAUAAUCCUACAGAAAAGGCAGAAUCAGAGUCAGACCUGGUAGCUGAGAUUGCAAAUGUAGUCCAAAAAAAGGAUCUUGGUCAGUCUGAUGCCAGAGAGGGUGCAGAACAUGAGGAGAGGGGCAAUGCUAUUCUUGUCAGAGACAGAAUUCACAAAUUUCACAGACUAGAAUCUACUUUGAGGCCAGCAGAGAGCAGAGUUUUCUCAUUACAGCAGCCCCUACCUGGUGAAGGUACCUGGGAACCAGAACACACAGGAGAUUUCCAUGUAGAAGAGGCACUGGAUUGGCCUGGAGUAUACUUGUUACCAGGCCAAGUUUCUGGAGUGGCUCUGGACCCUAAGAAUAACCUGGUGAUUUUCCACAGAGGUGACCAUGUCUGGGACGGAAACUCUUUUGACAGCAAGUUUAUUUAUCAGCAAAGAGGACUCGGACCAAUUGAAGAAGACACUAUUCUUGUUAUAGAUCCAAAUAAUGCUGCUGUACUCCAGUCCAGUGGAAAAAAUCUGUUUUACUUGCCACAUGGCUUGAGUGUAGAUAAAGAUGGAAAUUAUUGGGUCACAGAUGUGGCUCUCCACCAGGUGUUCAAACUGGAUUCAAACAGUAAAGGAGACCCUCUAUUAAUCCUGGGACGGAGUAUGCAACCGGGCAGUGACCAGAAUCACUUCUGUCAACCCACUGAUGUAGCUGUGGAUCCAGGCACUGGCGCCAUCUAUAUAUCAGAUGGUUACUGCAACAGUCGGAUUAUGCAGUUUUCACCAAGUGGAAAGUUCAUCACACAGUGGGGAGAAGAGUCUUCAGGGAGCAAUCCUAAACCAGGCCAAUUCAGUGUUCCUCACAGCUUGGCCCUUAUGCCUCAUUUAGACCAAUUGUGUGUGGCAGACAGAGAAAAUGGUCGGAUCCAGUGUUUUAAAACUGACACCAAAGAAUUUGUGAGAGAGAUUAAGCAUGAAUCAUUUGGAAGAAAUAUAUUUGCAAUUUCAUAUAUACCAGGCUUGCUCUUUGCAGUGAAUGGAAAGCCUUACUAUGGGAACCAACAACCUGUACAAGGAUUUGUGAUGAACUUUUCUAAUGGGGAAAUUAUUGAUGUCUUCAAGCCAGUGCGCAAGCACUUUGAUAUGCCUCACGAUAUCGUUGCAUCUGAAGAUGGGACUGUAUACAUUGGAGAUGCUCACACCAACACUGUGUGGAAGUUCACCUUGACUGAAAAAAUGGAACAUCGAUCAGUUAAGAAGGCUGGCAUUGAGGUUCAGGAAACCAAAGAAGCCGAGACAGUUGUUGAAACCAAAAUGGAGAACAAACCCACCUCCUCAGAAUUGCAGAAGAUGCAAGAGAAACAGAAACUGAUCAAAGAGCCAGGCUCGGGAGUGCCCGUUGUUCUCAUUACAACCCUUCUGGUUAUUCCGAUGGUUGUCCUGCUGGCCAUUGCCAUAUUUAUUCGGUGGAAAAAAUCAAGGGCCUUUGGAGCAGAUUCUGAACACAAACUUGAGGCAAGUUCAGGAAGAGUCCUGGGAAGAUUUAGAGGAAAGGGGAGUGGAGGCUUAAACCUUGGCAAUUUCUUUGCAAGCCGGAAGGGCUACAGUCGAAAAGGGUUUGACCGCCUUAGCACCGAGGGGAGUGACCAAGAGAAAGAUGAGGAAGACGGAAGUGAAUCCGAAGAGGAGUAUUCAGCACCUCUGCCCCCACCGGCACCUUCCUCCUGAAAACCAGGCAUUGAUUUAGGUUGAGGGAGAUUUAAGAAUGCCAGAUUCCUUUCCCUUUAGCACGUUUAAAGUUUUGUAUAUUUAAUUGUAAACUGUACUAGUCUGUGUGAGACUGUACCCAUUUUAUUUACUUUGUUUUGGUUAAGUUGGCUUCUGUUUCUAGUUGAGGAGUUUCCUAAAAGUUCAUAACAGUGUCAUUGUCUUUAUAUGAACAUGGAAUAGAGAAACAGCCCUCUUCUUCCAUCAUAGUACUAACCUAAUGAUGGAAGAUUUGCUCAUUUACAUUUCUGACACUUUUCUGUGGAUGUAAAUUACCCCAUUCUCUGCUUGAACACAGUAUUUUCCCAGUAGCACUUCCAUUGCCAGUGUCUUUCUUUGGUGCCUUUCCUGUUCAGCAUUCUCAGCCUUUGGCUGUAAAGAGAAACUUUGUGCUACAUGAGGACAAAGCUGCUAAAUCUCCUAUUUUUUUAAAAUCACUAACAUUAUAUUGCAAUGAGGGAAAGAUUUUAAAAAGUCUCUAUUUAAAUUCUUUUUUAAAUUUUGUUCUUAGGUUGGUGUGUUUACGGGAUGUCUUAUUUUUAGAUGGUUACACUGUUAGAACACUAUUUUCAGAACCUGAAUGUAAUUUGUGUAAUAAAGUGUUUUCAGAGCAUUAGCUGUCAAGAGUGUAUUUUGAAAUUUUUGCAUAUUUGCAGGGUUUUGUAUGCAACUUUUGUAGUAAUUACACAAACCAAAAAUACAGUGAAACUUAAUGUCUUCAACCAAAAGAAAUAUGUUGUAUAAAAUUUAGAAGAUAUUUUAUGUAGUAAAUAGAAAUUACAAACUAGCGUAAGAGUUUACAUACAUGUUGUAAAACCAGGCUCUCUUUUAAAAUUCAGAGAGGGUUUUUGCCUGUGUAUUAAUCAUAGGGUAAAUACUUUAAUAAAAGGUGAUCAUAGCUAA